Molecule: messenger RNA, 375 nt
Organism: Staurois parvus
Lineage: Eukaryota; Metazoa; Chordata; Amphibia; Anura; Ranidae
Source: the annotation of a GenBank genome assembly
AUGCAUGUCAACUCUCUCCACAGGGUGGAUGUUGUAUUUAUAGAUAGGGCUGGCAAGCGCAUCCCUGCUAAAGGAAAGAUUGGAGAGAGUGUUUUGUACCUUGCUCAUAGGUACGGCAUUGACUUGGAAGGGGCCUGCGAAUCUUCCCUCGCCUGUUCCACGUGUCAUGUCUAUGUCAGCCCAGAGUAUUUUGAUCAACUUCCUGAGCCAGACGAGAGGGAAGAUGAUAUGUUAGACAUGGCACCAUUAUUACAAGAGAACUCCAGACUUGGAUGUCAAAUUAUUCUCACUAAAGAACUGAAUGGAGCCGAGUUUACACUUCCCAAAAUAACCAGAAACUUUUAUGUGGAUGGACAUGUUCCCAAACCGCACUGA